GUGCUGGGUAACCAACACUGCACUCUUUCCUUACACCGAGAAUCCUGCUCUGUACACCUGCAAGUUUAGCAGCAGUGACAUUAAGAUGAAUGAGCUAAACUUGGAAGUUGGAAUCCUGAAAUCUGAAUUGCAUAAAAAGACCAGAGAGAUGCAGGCGCUGGAAGCUCAUGUACAACAGCAGAAGGAAAGCCUGGACAAGGCAAGUGAUAAACUCAAGGACACAAAGAGGGCCGCUGCAUGCAAGAUUCACGACAAAGAAAGUAAACGUGAGGCCCUACAGAAGGAGCUAUUAAAAGCUCAAAGCCAGUACUCUGCAUGUUAUGAUGAGCUGCUCCACCGGGAGAAACUUUUACAUAAACUUAAGGAAGAAAAUAUUCAGCUGACAGAGCGAAUCAUGCAGCAGUCCCAGGAUGUUUCCAAGAUGAGUGAAGAAAUGAAGAGGCUGGAACUAAAACUGGCAGUUGUCACAGAGAGACAUAAAACUGUACAACAAGAGGUUAAUAACAGAGAUCAAAUCAUUUUACAACUUAAAACAGACUUGAAAACAUCACAGGAGAAAUAUUUUGGCUCUCAAGAAGAAUUGAGUCUCCAAGAAGGAGAAGUCUCAAGACUCCAACAGAAGAUUAAAAGUCUCCAAACUGAAGCUCGGGAACUAUGGGAAAAAUGUAGCGAGCAGGAAGAUCGACUCAGUCAAGUCGAAAAAGCAAAGCAGCAGCUCUUACACGAGCAGGAGAUUCAUCUUGGCCAGAUACAGAAUUAUGUGACGACUGUAGAGAAGCUGCAGAGUGACCUGGAUCAUGCAAAACAAUCUCAUACCACUGACCUGGAACGUUGGAACCAAAACCUUUCGCUGAUGCAGAAGGAGCUGAUCUCGGAAACUUCGGCACAUCAAGCAGAUCUACUGAAGAUACAAGAAUACAAAGAUAAAGUUUUGUCUCUAGAACAAAACUUAGAGAGCGCCGAUCUCUCUUACCAAGAGGCUAAAGAGAAGAUUGAGUCUCAAAAGGAAGCCAUUAAAAUAAAAGAUUUUGACAUGGAACAAUUGCAGCAACAGAUCAGAACGCUUGAACAAAAUCUAGUAGAAAGCUGCAGUCAUGCCAAGACAUCUAGGUCUGCUCUAGAACUUUGUAAGAAGAAAUAUCGGGCUUGCAUUGACACCAUUACGUCUCUGGAAAAGCACGUGGACUGUCUACAAGAGCAAAUAAAAGAAUGUACUGGCGAGAUUGCUAACAAAAAGGAAACCAUUCAGAGCAUGGAAGCUGAAGCAGUGAUUCUCCAACAUCAGAAUAAGGUCAAGAAUGACCAGGUAGAAAGCUUUGAACAUCUGAUUGGCCAGUUAACUGGAGAGUUACAUUCCUCGAAGGACGAUGUGAAACUGCACAAAGAGAAGUGGCAGCAGUACGAGCAGUUGGCUGAAAUAUUGAAAGAAAAGGUUGAUCAUCUCCAGCAAGAGGCUUUGGAGAAUCUACGUAACAUUAAUACAGAGCAUUCUAAGGCAGAGGAGUACAAGUCAAAUCAUAGGUAUUCCAAUGAGGAGUACAGUGCACAGACUUUACAGCUACAGAAACGCCAAGAAGAGAUGGAAGUCCUAAGAAGACAAUGCAAUGAAAAGACAGCAAAAAUAAAGGAGUAUCAGCUUAUCAUUGAACAGCAGAAUACUGAAGCUGGGAAAUUGUUAGACCAGCAGAAGAAGUAUGUGCUUGAAACUGAAGAGCUAGAAAAGACCUUGCAGUCCUUACACCUGGAAAUUGUGGCAGCCCAGCAAAAGCACAAAGUAGAACUUGUUCAACUAGAUAAGCAUGUUGCCCGUCUGGAGGCGGACCUUACCGAAGCAAAGAAAGUCGGUGCACAGAAAGAUCAGGCAAUAAGCAAAAGAGAUGACCUUCUGCGAAAAUCGGAAGCCAAUCUCCUGCAGGCAAGAGAAGGUAUCAAAGAGAAGGCGACGGAGACAGAACACCUUGACAGCAUGGUCAAGAAAUUGGAAGCUAGAUUCCAAGACGCACAGAAAAAAAUGAAUCAAAAGGAGAAGGAAAACACUGUACUUAGGGCAGAGAUAAAGGACCUCGGUGUAGAGCGACAAGAUGUACAUAAGCUGUACAGAGAAACAGCACAAGAACUUGCCAGUGAAGAAGAAAAACUUCUUCUACUGGAAUCCAGCUUGAAAGCAACUCAAGAGCAGCUAAGCGAGCAAAUAGCUGAGACCGUUCGCCAAGAACAGAACAACAGAAAAUACCAGACAGACCUGAAGACCCUUAAAGAACGUGUCACAGCUUCAGAGGAAGAAAAUAGUGAAUACAAGGGUAUGCUUGACAAUGUGAAGGCUGAAUUAACAACAUUAAAGGCACAGCACCAAUUGUCAGUUCAAGAAUCCCUUCAGCUUCAACAGACCAAUCAUAAGUAUGACAUAGAGAUGGUCGCUGUCCGAGAGAAUGCCUGGAAAGUACAGCAGCAGGCCAAAAAUUCUGAAGAUCUGGUGAAAGGUUUACGUGAAGAGCUAAACCAGGCGCAACAUCGCCAACAGGAUGAGCAGAAACACAUAGAAAAGCUGAAGAAGGCGGCUGCUGACAUGGAGCGUGAAAUGGAGCAGCUGAGGUCUAAAAAGAAGUCUGACGCUCAGAUGAUUAAAGAGCAAGAAAAUCGCCUGAUAAAACUAGAAGAUGAGAUUCGCCAGUUACACAGAAAAAAUAGCUCUGCUCAAAGUGAUCUUUUAGAGGCACAAGCACAGAUGAAAAUCCUCCUCCUGAAUCUUCCUACAACAGAGAAACAAAUGAAACACUAUACCACACAGGCUGAAUUUUAUGAGGCAACGAUAGCGAAACUGCAAGACGAUUUGGAACAGUCAAAGAGGCAAGGCAAAAGAUGUACAAAAAGUCUGAGGUCUGCCGAACAGAACAUUUGUGAUUUGAAAAUGGAUAUAACUUUAUUACAAACAAAUCACAGACAGACCGUUGAACAGCUAAAUGAAAAAACAAAGGAAGCCUUUGCUAUGAACUCUGAACUCAACAACCUACGACAACAGUUGAAAAAACAAAAAAAGGAACACUCUGAGUUAAAACAACCCAAAGCCAACAUGAAGAACCUCCUGCAUACAAACCGAAGCCCCAAAGAGAAGAUACAUAAGCAAGAAGAAACUGUUUUGGAGGUGACAGAUAAAUUAUCCCAAAGUGUUGAUGUCGCUGGCAGUACAGAUGAGAAGAUGACUGUACAUGAAAGUGAAUAUUCAGAGCUCACUGAGAAAUUAAAACUCAGCUUUUAUGAGGUCGCAAACUUGCAAAAUGAACUGAAGACUUCUGAGAACAAAUACAUUACUACACAGAGGGAGCUGGAAAUCCUGUUCCAAGCUCUAGAAGCAACACAAACUGACAACAGUCGCCUCCAUAAGGAAAGUGAAUUUGUGGCUGUAAAUGUUAAUCAGUGGAUCAAAGAACAAAAGCUUGCCAAUGAAAACUUAAGUGAGAAAAUCCAUGAGCAAAACCAACUUUUGGCCCACCUUGCCGGGGAAAGAGACAAUUUCCAGAAAAAGGAAGAUGCCUUGACUGCUGUGGUUAAUAGACUUAAAGCUGAACUGGAAGACGUAAAAUCUGAAAAUAUGCAAUUAAAGGUAAAAAGUGGUGAACAGCAAGCGUUACUUGCAGAACUUGGAAGACAGCUGAAAACAUCAGAGCUGGAGCAGACAAGUCUGUUGGAAAAGAACCUAGCUGCCACUGAAGAUAUGCAUGAUAAGUUAAAGACCAACAUACGAUCAAUUCAUUUUUUAAACCAGAAGCUGAAUGAAUUAAGUGAAGAAAAUGGAUGUUUGCGGCAGCAGUUAGAAGAUGAGAAGCUUAGAUGCCAACAGUUUGAACUUCAUUUGCAAACAUGCAAUCAGACACUCUCUAAUCUUUUAGCUCACGUGAAAGUUAAAGAACAGAGGGAUUUCCUCCGGCAAGAACCCCCACCUAAGAAUGUUCUUUCCGUCAACUGCAAGAGUUUGCCAUAUCAGAAACCUGGGUCUCACAAAUCACUUGAGUUUCUCUCCCCAAAAAAAGAAACAAUGCUUUCAGAGAGGGAUAUGGGACAGGUAGUGAUGCAAGAUUCAGAAGACAAAACAUUUUGGAUACAAUGUGUUGAAGACCUUUCUGGUCAGCUACGAGAGAACACGGAACACUGGACAGAAAAAAUGAAUGGCCUAACAAAUCAAUUACAAAAAUGUUUAGGAACGCCUAGAAAAUGAAAGAUUAACAUAUAUAUAUUUAUUUUUGGAUUGGCAUUUUAUGUGUUUGAAAAAAUGUUUUAUUGUAUUUUAGAGAAAGAAAAUGUAAAAAUAACAUGAUGAAAUAAAAUAAAUGUCAUAACUACUGAAAACUCAGAGAAAGGGUAUUGGGGUAGAGCAAAGAGUGGAAUGGGAUAGGAUGUCUGUACAGUAUGAUAUAUUGCAUUUGUAUUUGGUAAAGAACAACUCAAUUUGUCUGUCAGUUUCAUUCCUUAUCUGUACUUAUUUAAAAGGCAUAGGAAAUAUCUUUCGUCAGCAUAGAGUCAUCUGCAGUCAUACCUGAUAGGUUAAGAGUUAGAAUUACCUAAUGAGAGAUAUCUAGGCCCCAGUAUACUGUACUGUCCAAUAUUUAAAAAUCAGGAAAUUGGAAGAUAUACCAUAUCAUCAUUAAUAAGAAAGAUUAGCAGCUAUUCAAAGAAGAAUUUAUUAAGUGAUACAGAUGUGUCCUCAUACAUCUAGCCUCAAUACAUUAUAUAUAACGAGAUGCCUGGUGUGAGUGAGGUGCCAGGUCCUGUGCAACUCUGCAAACGUCGGGCUUCUUUUUUUUGGUAAAAAAUUACUCUCUUUCACAACGUGAUGCACUAGAAUGCACAAGGAGACUGUGCUGAUUCAAUUGACAUAUGACACUUGUAUAUUGUGUGUGAAUGAGUCUGUAUACAGACCUUGUCCAACUCAUUCCCACACAAAUAUACAAGUGUCAUAUAUAAAAUUAAUCAGCAUCACGUGGAGACUAAGACGCAUUUUCUGCAAAAAAGUUGCCCAAUGGUGCGGGACCUGAUGCACCAAUAGGAGCACAUCUGCAUAUGCCAACAAUAGGAGUGCAAAGAAUAUAUACUGUAUAUAAAAUCUCAUACUGAAAAAUAUUAUGACCACUAGGUUAUUCCUUUGUUGGGUCACCUUCUGCCCUUAAUAUGGCUGGAGUUCUGCUAGACAUUGAUGCUACUAAAUGUCCACAUGUACCAAAAAGCUCAGACCAUACUGUAACAUUGCUUCCACCAGUCUGAAGAGUUGUGGCAAUUCAAGAAGGAUCCAUGCUUUCAUGCUGUUGUCCUCAUAUCCUCACCCUACUGUCCGCAUGGUGUAAAAGAAAACAGGAUUUAUCAGACCAAAUCACCCUGUUUGUGCAGAUAGCAUUGCGUCCGGACAGGCCUUCUGCUUCCGCAGUCUAUAUGAUGUAAUGUGUAAAGUAUUAUUCAUAGAGAGGCCAUCUGAACUGUUUGCUGGUUCACAUUAUCUGUCAUUUAAUGCACUGUUGCCCUUCUGUUGGACUAAACAAGUCUGCCCACUCUCCGUUCCAAUCAAGCAUCCAGUAGCCAUAUAUGACCCCUGGCUUGUGUUCAGUCCCAGUUUUUUCAUCUGCUGGUCCACUCAUUGUGCACAACUGCUGUCCUCAAACAAUUCACCAGUGCAGCCAUUUUGCUAAUGCUUGCACCGUUGCUACAAAAGGCAACGAUCAUCUGUAAUGCACCUAGGCUGCAAAAUGUGAAGAAAAAUAUGGCACGCUAUGCCUCUCUGAGUGUCUCGGUCACGCUAGACAUCUUGCGCCAUAUGGAUUAUGGACGCCCAGCGAGUGAGGACACAUCUAUAUAUAGAAUACUGAAUCUAUAUAUAGAAUAAUUAUAAUAUCACUGGUAGAUGUAUACAGGACAGCAUUGUGCUCAUUGUUACUGUAAUUUUGUCUGUUUUCCAGUUACUCCACUGUGAAUUGGCAUACAUCAACUCACAUGCACAUGUUUGGGGUUGCUGGGACUGGAAAUGGAGAGAGUACCACUGAAUGGGAUGUAGUGGCAAGCUCAGCAGUUAAAAUGUUGACAAUUACAAUGGAGACACUCUGAGGUUGAACCCUGCAUGCCAGCAUGUUAAUAAUGCAAUUUACAGUAGAGAUAUGUGGUUCAGUUCUCCAGAAAUCCAAAUUCACCCGAAUUUUGUGGAUGCAAACCAAAACCCAGUCCAGAUCUCCCGAGGAGUCCCAGAUCAGAUCUUUCCAUGGUAAGGAUUUCAGAGUUUAAAUCCGAGUUUCGGGUUUUGGAUUGCAUGAUUUAAGCCGUUUUUAUUGAUUUUUUUUUUAUCAAUAAUUAUCAAUAUUUUUUUUAUUUCAUUAUUUUUUAACCGAACCAAAACACUAGAGGGUGGUUUUGUGAAAACCAAAACACGAUGAUGAAUUAUAACCAAAACACACGGGUCUGCAAACAUCUCUAUUUUAAAGUAUUUUAAGAGUCGGCUUUACAACCUCAAACAUGAUGCUUUACUAUCAUGUUUGCAGUUGUAAAGCCAACACUUACAAAGCUUACAAUCGCAUUAUUCACGUGUCCCUGUUCUAAUUGUCCUCACAGUGUCCUUGUUCUGAUUGUCGUCAUUUCAUUGUAGCUCCUUGCAAAGAUUAAUUUGUAAACCUCAGACUUAAAAAAAGAAAUUAUCAAGUGAUACAGUAUAUGACAAUAAUAGGAGUGCAAAGAUUGGGUUCAGUAUGAUUGCCCUGCUGCCGGAAUGCCAGCCAUCAGUAUACAGAAAACGGUAUGCCGGCUGCUAGUAUGCCGGCAGGGGGGCGAGUGCUAAGAGUCCCAUUGCGGGCUUGUUGACUUACUGCGCUCACCACAGGUUCUAUGCCCACUCUGUGGGUGUCGUGGACACCCACGAGUGGGAUUAGCCCUGUGCGCAGGGAUUCUGCCUGUCGGGAUUCCGACGUCGGUAUCCCAAACGCCGGAAUCCUGACAGACGGAAAAUUAAACAUAUACCCAAAGAUUAUAUAGCAUCCAUACAGCAAUCGAAUACAGGUGCCUCAGACAAUUUCUUACGCAUUUCUCCACUGGUGAAACGUAACUAUUUCAUGGAGAAACAUGUAGGAAAUUAUUCAAUCCACCUGUACUCGAUUGCUAGAAAGAUAUAUAUUCUGACAUUUGUACCCUUUUAACAGGCAAGAUAUUCAGUAGGGGAUGGGUAAGUGAGUUAUUACUUGUCAAAUCUUCUUAAAAGUCGACGAAAACUGAUUUUAUAAAUUUUGUGCUGGCUUUUAUUGUUUAAAGUAGCUGUUUAGUAUAACCAAUGAAGGCAGGAGGAACCAUAUGUACAAAAUGAGUUCUGGAUGAAAAGGGGUUGUCUCUAGAUUAAUUAAGCUAGAUCCAUAUUUGAGGACCAAUACUGUUAAAUGAUGUAACAUGACCACUCUAAGCAACAUCCUUUCUAACUGUAAAAGAUUGCAUGAUUUCCGAGUAUAAAGCAAAUACCAAAAAUAAUAAUUUGUUUAACCAGUUGGUGAAAAUAAAGACUUGCACCACUUUA
This is a messenger RNA of Pseudophryne corroboree (corroboree frog), 7531 nucleotides long. Its product is annotated as polyamine-modulated factor 1-binding protein 1-like. Lineage: Eukaryota; Metazoa; Chordata; Amphibia; Anura; Myobatrachidae. The transcript is spliced from 26 exons. Bases 86 to 4213 code for a protein of 1375 amino acids. The record is from RefSeq and is a predicted model, not a curated record. Gene Ontology annotation, biological process: spermatogenesis.